CCGUGUUGUUUGUAGCGCACCGGAUGAACUUGAGAAGCUGAACGGGAAACGAUUUCUAUGAUUAUCUUGAACGCUUCCUGCUAACAGAAAAUGAAACAGUGUGGGUCGUUUUUUAUGACGCUAUUUAUUGAUUUUUAUUCGAUCACGAAUUGAUGUGAUGGAAUAGUGAAGUAAGUGUGCCGUUUUUCAGCCUAGAUCAGCGAUUGCGCUAACAGUAGAACAACGUUGUUUCUACAGUAUUUUUAAACAUGGCUGAACCAAGCGGCAAAAGAUUAAAGAUCAAUCUGCCUAUCUGUAAAACUCACCGAUCAUGUGUCGGAAGCAGAGUUAAACAGAAUCUCUCACCGGUGGUUGAGGAGUGUUUGUGCGGAGUUUCAACAUUUCUUAUGGAGGUCGCUUACAAACUUAAUGCACUGGCCAAGAUAUUUGAGCAAGAUGACAUUGCCUUGACAAGAGUCGCAGCGUUCUUCCAUGAGCAAUCUGAGAAGGAGCAGGCACAGGCAGAGGCCAUGCUAGACUACCUGUCAGACAGAGGGGGACAUUUCUGCAAUAAAGACAUCCAAAGGCCAGGCUGUGAGGACGUAUGUGCAGUGAUCCCAGCCUUGGAGCGGAUCUUGGGCCAGUGGAAGGAGGAGAUGGCCGUGAUGGUGGAGCUCAUCCAGCUCGCCAAGGAGCACAGUGACCCCCACUCCGCCAGCGUGGUCAAGAGCCGCUUCCUUGGGCCUCUGGUGCCCCGCAUCAAACUUCUGGGAGACCUCCUGACCAAUGCUCGUAGGGUGGGCUGUACCAGCGACCAAUCAGGUGGCUUCGGGGAGUACCUCAUCGACCAAAUGCAGAAGGAGCUGACAAACGUCUCCAGUGAAUGAAUUUAACCCCUCCUCAGCUAUUUGAGUUUAUUUUAAAGUAAAACAACUUUCUACACAACUUUUAGCCUCCCUAACAAAAUAAUUUCUGAACUGAAUGAAUAACGGGCAUAGUUUGGCAGGAAUGGCAGACAGUAUUACAACUGUUCUCGGAUGUAAACUACAUUGUGAGCUAUAGUGUUUCUUACAAGUCUGAAAAAUUGUAACUCAGCACAGUCAUUUUUAUGGAUGUUUGGUGGGACAAUUGCAUUGUUUGGUUGGUUUGUUAUGGGUUUAGUUGUUUUUUUAUGUAUUCAGUUUGUAAAUUUACUUGUGUUAUGCACUAGGCAUUUAUGCCCGUUGUCUGAUGUAUUUAAUAAGCAAAUUUGAAUCUUGCUAUCAUCAGUGUGAUGGCAACUUAAAAUGAUGUAUUAUCCUACAGUAUGCUAUGUUAUAGGACUUAUUGUUACUGUUAAUAUAGUAUGUAUUAUGUACAUGUCUGCCUAUUUUUGGAAUGGCCUCAUCUGUAUACUUUUCUGUGUUUAGGUUUCCACAUGACCUGUUGCAUUUACUUGCUAUUUUUAAAGGUAGCUCAUCAAUGCUACAAAAAUGUCUUCCUUUUUAAAAU
Esox lucius (northern pike) is the source of this 1470-nucleotide messenger RNA. RefSeq lists its product as uncharacterized. Gene Ontology annotation, molecular function: ferric iron binding; ferrous iron binding. Lineage: Eukaryota; Metazoa; Chordata; Actinopteri; Esociformes; Esocidae. Gene Ontology annotation, cellular component: cytoplasm. The coding region runs from base 249 to 866 and encodes 205 amino acids. The record is from RefSeq and is a predicted model, not a curated record. Gene Ontology annotation, biological process: iron ion transport; intracellular iron ion homeostasis. The transcript is spliced from 3 exons.